AUGGACGAGAAAGGAGUUCCUAAUGGUCACCCGGAUUUUAUAAUUCCUCUUGUUUUAACCUCAAAAACACAAGAGAUCUUCCAGUGCCGUAUAGACGAGGAUGUAACACUAGAAAGUCCUUAUAAGCUAGUAAAGAAAGCAGACAUCCUUAACGACCUCAAAACGAGGGCCGCUGUAUCCGAUUUCCAUCCAUUCAAAAAACUUCUGAAUGACUAUCCCGGAGAAGAAUUUUUGAUCGUUCUUGAUGCAGAUUUCAAAUAUGGACAGAAUUUUUACCUUGUUAUCUCAGAAGAAGCUAAGGAAAAUCUACUUCAUCCUCCCGAAUCUUUGACUGACCAAGAAACGGAGGAAGAGGAGAAUGAAUAUAUAUACCAAGCUCCAGUCUCCAAGCCUUGGGUUUCUCUUGGUAGCGAAGCUGAAGUAGAAGUGGAAAUGGUUAAAAACACGCAACCCAAGAUAACGUUUAUGAUUUCACGGGCUUACAGAGAGUUCAGGUCACAGAUUGAUUUUGAAGACCGCAAUGCAUCAAGUGUGAGAGAUGGCUACAUUGAGUGUAAGUCAUAUCCAGACAAACGAUUCAACCUUAAACUUAUGGAAAGAGAUACUGGAGUACAGGUUGUGCCAAUGAUAGAAGAGAAGAGCACGCAGACAAACUGGGCGUACCCUAAAAAUGCCUGCACUCAGUACCAGCCAAGAGAAUUUUCAGAGGAAGAAAAAAAUGCUUGUAUGUCAUCUAAAAGUAUGAAAGAAUUUAUUAAUUCUGUAUCUUUAAGACUUGAAAUGUCGCUUCAGCAAAACGAGAUUAUGAACGCCUUCUCUGAUGACUGGAAAGCACUAUCACAAGAAGAAACUACAUUUGGAGGCAAAUCAAAUUCUCACCUCAAAGAGUUCCAGUCGUUUACCGAUUUGCGUUUCAGCAAAGAGAAAACCAUCAGCUGUAUUAAUUGGCAUCCAACUAUUUCUGGAUUGAUUGCGGUUUCAGUCACAGAAAGACUUUCCUUUGAAGAACGUUUGAAUGAAUCAUCAAAGCUAAUCUUGAAACCUUCCCUGAUUAUUUUCUGGAGCUUCAAUGAUCCAAUACAUCCCCAGUUGUUGCUUCAGUGUCCAGAUGACAUUUACUGCUUCCAGUUUUGUCCAAGUAACUCGAACAUUAUAGCAGGGGGCUGCAUCAAUGGGCAGGUUGUACUGUGGGACAUCUCAGCACAUGAAGAAAAGCUAAUGGUAAAAACAGGUGCUCACCAGAGUUUGGCUCCAAAGACUGGUCUUGAAGAAAAGAUGCCAAAAGAGCCACCAUUUGUCAGAUUUUGUGCAGUUUCAUCUAUCGAACAUGGACACACAAAUGUUAUUACAGAUAUGCAUUGGCUUCCGGACUUCUUGGAGCUCUCCAGAACAGGAGUUCCAUAUGAAAAUAAAAAUGGAUGUUGCAUACAGCUUGUCACAUGUUCUCCUGAUUGCAACGUCAUGUUCUGGGACAUUCGAUUACUUAAAGCACCUGUCCAGUCUGCAAGUAACAAAAGAAUCAUAGAAGAGAAACAUUUUGAAAACCCAUAUGCUAUACCGGAAACCUUCAAACACCUAGACCUUACCUGGAAACCUUUUAUCAAGGCCACAAUACCCAAGGCUGAAACCAAUGGAGACUUCAGUCCUCUUAAAAUAAGUCUACGGGAAGAGCAUUACCACAGCAAAAUAGAAAAACUUCAGACUCAAGGUACAACUGAGAAGACAGAGGGGGUUAACUAUGGCAAUUUAAGACUUAUUUCAGCUAAAAAUCCCAAACCCCUGGAAGACUUCAAUACAAAUUACUUUGCUGGAACUGAACAUGGUGAACUUGUGUAUACGGACUGGAAGAUGGAGAAAGAUGGUGAUACUGGAAGGCUUAUUAGUUCCAAACCAUUAAACCGAUAUCUUGUGCAUGAUGGAUUUGUUCAUACUCUUCAGAGAUCUCCGUUUUACAAAGAUGUUAUUCUCAGCGUUGGUGGGUGGAACUUUGCAAUAUGGAAAGAGGGUGUAAAUAGCGGGCCAAUUCUUCAGUCUUACUGCUGCCAGAACAGAUACACAGCAGCGCACUGGUCCCUUUCAAGACCAGGUGUCUUCUUUAUUGGCAAAGAAGAUGGAAAUGUUGAUAUCUGGGACCUAAUGGAAAAGACUCAUGAGCCAACUCAAACUCAAAACAUUUCAACAGCAAGGAUCACCUAUAUUAAACCUUGUAUCGCCACACCAAAGCAACACUUUCUGGCAGUGACCGAUGACAAUGGGACCCUGCAUAUAUUAGAAAUCCCUUGGACAUUACGUCAUUCCUCUGUUCAUGAGAAUUCCAGCAUUCAGCGUUACUUUGAAAGAGAAGUCAAACAUCUGGAAUAUUAUGACCAGCGUAUAAACUUCUGGGCUGCAGAAAAAAGAAAUUUAGAAUUGAAGGAAGUCAACAAAAAUGAAGAAAGCAGCCCACUUGCCAAAACAAAGGAACAACUUGAGGACCACUUUCUCAAAGAAUAUGAGGCCUUCUUGGAGUUGGAAAAAUCACUUAUGGCUGAACUUGUCAUUAAUAAAGUGUCAGAAACUGCAUCAGACUGACCAGAAGGAAUACAGUUUUCAUAUCAUAGUGUUUAAUAUAUAAAUAAUAGAUUUUACACCUAUAUAUUUUCAUUUGAAUACAUUGCAAAGUGUGUGAUUUUCAAUUGUUGAUUUACUAUGUAAAAUAAAAUACAUUUUUGCAAUGACCGAUCAGA
Molecule: messenger RNA, 2726 nt
Organism: Bombina bombina (fire-bellied toad)
Lineage: Eukaryota; Metazoa; Chordata; Amphibia; Anura; Bombinatoridae
Gene: DNAI3
Product: dynein axonemal intermediate chain 3
Exons: 21
Coding region: 1-2571 (856 amino acids)
Biological process (GO): inner dynein arm assembly; cilium movement involved in cell motility
Cellular component (GO): inner dynein arm
Molecular function (GO): dynein light chain binding; dynein heavy chain binding
Source: RefSeq, a predicted model, not a curated record